AUGGCUGUCCACGAGGAGUACGAAGCGGUCAGCUCGGUGUUCGACACCAUGGAGAGCCACCUGCGCAUCAUGCAGCCCAUAGCGCCGACCGAUAUCGAUCAUGCUCUGCGCGAACCAUCCGUGAAGCUGCUCGCGCAAAUCCUUGUCGUGCUCGGCAUGAAGCUCGGACGAUCUAAGGAGCUGUCCUCGGCCUUCGAAGACCUUCGCAGGCUCGCAACGGGCCACCAUCAGGCAGUAUCCGCCGUGACGCUGUAUACGGCGCAGCAGACGAUGGGAAUGCUGACGAAAAGCGUCGCUUGGGAUGAGCAGGAACUCGACGUAACUCGCAAGUGCCUGGCGGAGAUCGCGGAAACCGCACGAAACACCUAUGACCUCAUUCGUCGAAUCCCCGAUACAACCCGAGACGAGAUCGCCGCAGAUCGGACGAUCCUCGACAACAUCCAGAGUACUCUUCUCAACAUGGUCGCCGAUUCGGCAAGAGCCCGCAGGUCUUCCGAUAUCGACAAGAUCUUCGGUUGGCUGCAGUACCCCGACUUUUCCGCCAAGAUGAAUGACCUACUUUACGAUCGUGCGAGCUCGACUGGACUUUGGCUCAUUGACGGUCAAGCCUUCGCGUCUCUGAAGUCCGGCGACAGAAGGUCUCUUUGGAUCUAUGGACCAGAGGGCGCUCUCGCGCCGCUCCUGAAUCUCUGGAAGGAGCAUAUGUCCGGGCAUACACAGCCGUCGAUCGAGACCAUGCAGCGUCACCUCCGGCAGGCCCUCGAGAUGGCUCCCUCGCGCGUCUUCCUAGUAGUAGAUGCGCUGGACGAGGCUGACGACCGGGAUAUCAUACCGUUCCUCAUGAGCCUUUUGGAUCUGCCCAACGUCUCCCUUCUCCUUUCAAGUCGCAGUGAACUUCUCGGUCGCGAGUACCUGGAAAGGCGAUGCGAUGCGCCUAUCUCCGUGAAUGACUACGUCGUUUCUCGUGACAUGGAGAGACUGCUGGACCAGACUUUCGCACCAGGCGGUGCUCUUUCUAGAGUUGUGGAUGCUGGGACUGCUCGGCAGGCGCUCAGUGCAGGUGCGGCUGGAAAGUAA
This is a messenger RNA of Schizophyllum commune H4-8, 1077 nucleotides long. RefSeq lists its product as uncharacterized. NCBI's taxonomy places the organism in Eukaryota, Fungi, Basidiomycota, Agaricomycetes, Agaricales, Schizophyllaceae. The transcript is spliced from 6 exons. Bases 1 to 1077 code for a protein of 358 amino acids. The record is from RefSeq and is a predicted model, not a curated record.